This is a messenger RNA of Theileria annulata, 924 nucleotides long. RefSeq lists its product as uncharacterized. The record is from RefSeq and is a predicted model, not a curated record. Bases 1 to 924 code for a protein of 307 amino acids. The transcript has 7 exons. NCBI's taxonomy places the organism in Eukaryota, Apicomplexa, Aconoidasida, Piroplasmida, Theileriidae.
AUGGAACGCCUUUUCCAUCCACAAUCUCAACUUCUCGAUCUUCUUUCCCAAAACAGCCCAAAGAAUGAAAAAGAAUCAACACUCUUCCAUAAUCUUGAUAAGGCCUCAGACGACCAAUUUAAAACCAAAUUAAGGCUCGAUCAAUCUGAAAAUCACACCUUAGGAGUUGUUUGUUUACCAGAUAAUACACAAGGACUGAAAUUUGCAUCAUUUAAUCCACUUGAUCCUUCCUCUACUUUUGAUGACGAGAGUAUUAUUUGGAAAUCUUCCCUGAUUGAUAAUACUUUGAGCCGACAAUUUAGGUCUAAAAAAUGUCAAAUUGACACCGACUGCUAUUUUAUGGUUGUAGAACACAAGGUGGACAACACGUUUUUGGUUUCUCCAGUAUCUAAUUACUUUAUAUUUGAUUCAUAUGUCCCGCCCAAAUCAAGUGAAUCACAACCCAGCAAAGUUGAUAAUAUUCAAGAAAGGCUUAAGAAAAUGACCAGAGCUUCAGACGAAGACAGGCCUAAGGCUGAUGACAAACAAUUGCCUAAAAAAAGAAAAUUGUCGGAUAUCGAUAAGACAAACUUGGGUUGGGACUAUGAGAAUGAGGAACUCAGCGACGAUGAAAACACAUACUUGAACAAUCGCACUACCUACACUGAAGAUGACCCAUUUUAUGACAAAAACUUAACAUCAUACGGAGAGAGUGUGAAGAGUAUGUUAAUACUCCAGAAGGAGCAAGAAGUGGACGAGGAACUAAAGGAAUACUCAGACGAUGAAGACAGCUCAUCUCAGGUUUCAGUCUCCUCUAAAGUUAGGGUCGAAACUUCCAAAAGUACUCAACCAAAAGAACUUACGUUUGAAGAUAAAGUUCUUUUAUUUCUCAGUGACAAUAACAAUAAAGUUACAGUUAAGGUAAUUAGAAGUCAUAUUAACUAA